Messenger RNA from Pyrus x bretschneideri (Chinese white pear), 3239 nucleotides. RefSeq names its product trafficking protein particle complex II-specific subunit 120 homolog. The transcript is spliced from 8 exons. Gene Ontology annotation, cellular component: trans-Golgi network. The record is from RefSeq and is a predicted model, not a curated record. The coding region runs from base 7 to 2454 and encodes 815 amino acids. Lineage: Eukaryota; Viridiplantae; Streptophyta; Magnoliopsida; Rosales; Rosaceae.
GCCAAAAUGGAGCCCGACGUCAGCAUCGAAACCAGUGCCAUGAUCCGCGUGGCCGUCCUCCCCAUCGGGCACGUGGCGCCCGUCCUCCUCCGCGACUACCACUCGAUGCUGCUCCGCCACCACACGAUCCCUCUCUCCGCCAUCAGCUCCUUCUACACUGAACACCAGAAGUCCCCCUUCGCCCACCAGCCCUGGGACUCCGGCAACCUCCGAUUCAAGUUCGUCCUCGGCGGGGCCCCACCGUCCCCGUGGGAGGACUUCCAGUCCAAUCGCAAAACCUUGGCUGUCAUCGGCAUCUGCCACUGCCCCUCGUCCCCUGAUCUCGACUCCAUCAUCGACCAAUUCGACUCGGCUCGCCUCGCCUACUCCUCCGCCCUCGUCGAUCGCUGCUUCGCCUUCUGCCCCGCCGAUUCUCAGUUGGAGGAUGGCAGCAAGAAAGGAGGGAAUUUGAUGCUGUUUCCGCCGGCGGAUCUGGCGACUCAGGAGUUCCACUUGCAGACGAUGAUGCAGGAUAUCGCAGCGUCGCUGCUGAUGGAGUUCGAGAAGUGGGUGCUUAAAGCUGAGCCUGCAGGGACCAUUGUCAAGACGCCUUUGGAUUCUCAAGCGACUCUCAACUCAGAGGAGGUUAUAAAGGCGAAGAAGCGGAGGCUCGGGCGAGCGCAGAAGACAAUGGGUGAUUAUUGCUUGUUGGCAGGAUCACCUGUUGAUGCCGAUGCUCAUUACUCUACUGCUCUAGAAUUUGCUAGGUUGACUGGAGAUUUUUUCUGGUAUGCCGGUGCAUUGGAGGGCAGUGUCUGUGCCUUACUGAUUGAUCGAUUGGGCGAAAGGGAUUCAGGUGUGGACGAUGGAGUUAGAUAUCGAUAUAGGAGUGUAAUCUCGCACUACAGGAAGUCUUUUAUACAAGAAAAUGCUCAGAGAGUUUCACCCUUAACGUUUGAACUAGAGGCUACAUUGAAACUGGCAAGGUUUCUUUGCAGACGGGAGAUGGCUAAGGAGGUAGUAGAACUACUAACAAGUGCAGCAGAUGGUGCUAAAUCUCUGAUUGAUGCCAGCGAUAGACUUGUAUUAUAUGUUGAAAUAGCUCGUUUAUAUGGAACUCUUGGUUAUCAGCGAAAGGCUGCUUUUUUCUCAAGGCAAGUGGCUCAGUUAUAUCUACAGCAGGACAAUAGACUGGCUGCCAUUAGUGCAUUGCAAGUUUUAUCAAUGACCACAAGAGCAUACUGUGUUCAAAGCAGAGCUUCCAUCUCCGAGGAUUCAUUUCCUAAAAAGGAAAUCGGGUCAAGUCUUGCAGAGGGUGGGAAAUGGCUCCACCAGUCAGUAGUCUCUCUUUUUGAGUCUCAGUGGAGCACACUACAGAUGGUUGUCCUCAGAGAGAUACUGCUAUCUGCCGUCCGUGCAGGAGAUCCUCUUGCUGCCUGGGGUGCAGCUGCAAGACUACUGAGAUCGUACUAUCCCUUAAUUACACCUGCCGGGCAAAAUGGUCUUGCUAGUGCACUUUCAAAUUCAGCAGAUAUGUUGCCAUCUGGAACCCGCUGUGCUGACCCUGCUUUACCUUUCAUUAGAUUGUUUUCUUUUCCUCUCCAUCCUUCACAAAUGGACAUUGUGAAGCGCAAUCCAGCAAGAGAAGACUGGUGGGCAGGAGCUGCUAAUACUGGCCCUUUUAUUUAUACACCAUUCAGCAAGGGAGAUACAAACAGUAAUGCCAAACAGGACCUGGUUUGGAUUGUUGGAGAACCAGUGCAGGUUUUGGUUGAACUGGCAAACCCAUGCGGCUUUGAAUUGAGGGUUGAUAGCAUAUAUCUCUCAGUGCCUUCAGGAAAUUUUGAUGCUUUUCCUGUUACUGUAAAUCUUCCACCCAAUUCAUCAAAAGUGAUCACCUUAUCUGGGAUCCCAACUACAGUUGGGCCAGUGACAAUUCCUGGGUGCACUGUCCACUGCUUUGGUGUUAUUACUGAACACCUGUUCAAGGAUGUCGACAAUCUGCUUCUUGGAGCUACACAAGGACUUGUGCUUUCUGACCCUUUCAGAUGCUGUGGGUCUGCGAGGUUGAAAAAUAUAUCUGUUCCAAACAUUUAUGUGGUACCGCCAUUACCAUUGUUGAUUUCACGUAUUGUCAGUGGUGAUGGUGCAAUCAUUCUUCACGAAGGUGAAAUUCGUGAUGUAUGGAUCAGUCUGGCUAAUGCAGGUAUAGUUCCAGUUGAGCAAGCUCAUGUAUCACUAUCAGGAGAAAAUCAAAAUUCUGUUAUCUCGAUUGCAUCUGAAACCUUAAGAUCAGCCCUUCCCUUGAGACCUGGUGCGGAAGUGACUAUACCUGUGACCUUAAAAGCUUGGCGGCAUGUUGUAGCAGAUCCUGAGACUUCUGGAGGCAGGAGUGCCUCUGGAAGCACUGUGAGGCAGUCUAAGGAUGGAAGUAACCCCACAUUGUUAAUCCAUUAUGCAGGUAUUAAAAUCUAGCAUUCCUCUAUGUAUUCAAUAUCCCGAGGCAGCUUAAGGCAAGACCGAGGAGUUUGAAUUGAAGUCUAGCUUGUUGCACCACAUUCCAAAGUUCCAUAGGCUGUCCAUGGAAGACCCUAACAAGCACUUGAAGGAAUUUGAAGUGGUUUGUUCGAGCAUGACCCCUGUCAAUGUCGAUGGUAGCAUCCUAAAGAUGAAGGUUUUUCCAUUAUCUCUAAUGGACAAAGCUAAAGAUUGGUUAUAUGAGCUAGCACCGGGGAUAAUGACGUCUUGGGAAAGUAUGAAAUGAGCAUUCUUGGAGAAGUUUUUUCCCACUUCAAGAAUCAUUCUCCUAAGGAAACAAAUAAGUGGCAUACAACAAAAGCAAGGUGAAUCCUUUCCUACUUAUUAUGAACGUUUUAAAUCACUUGUUGCUUCUUGUCCACAGCAUCAAAUGAAGGAAGAGUUGCUCCUUCAAUAUUUCUAUGAAGGCCUUCUACCAAUCAAACGUCAAAUGCUAGAUGCCUAGGCGGGAGGAGCUUUGGUAGAUAAAACACCCAUGGCAGCAAAGACACUCAUUGCAAACCGUGCAUUGAAUGCACAACAAUACGAAGGCAUGGGACAAAGGGAUAACCCACGGCCACAACUGAAUGAGGUAAGCUCUUCAUCCGAUAUUCAAUCACAAUUAGCUAAUCUUAUUUCCAUUGUGUCUCAGAUGGCCGAAGGAAUGAGGAUGCAAGGACCAAUAGUAUGUGGAGUAUGUUCUAUCCAAGGACAUGCCUCUGAGAAGUGCCCACAACUUAUUG